CGAAUUAACGUUGUCCCUGGUGAAACGACACUCGGGAAAAUAUUGAUUAUAGUGAUUUUAAGUGUUGUGUGUUGUUUGUUUGGAUUGAAAGUAGUCAGUGGUUGUUAAUGUUUGGAGAAGGAAAGGAAGGCAAAGUUAUUGAGCCCGUUUGACACUUGAACAUGUGGGUUUUUGUUGUGUUGAUUCACCCAAGAUGACGGGAGGAAGUGCUGAUCCCGCAAAUAGUAAUGCAUGGGAUCGUCGCAAUGACAUCCUGAAACUUGCACGAGCCAUUCGUGAGGCCGAUAAUCAGAAGGUGCAACUGCCAAAGGUUCAAGUUCCCCUCUUCGAUGGCACCAAUGCCUCAGCAUGGGCGGACAAGUUUGAGCAAUUGGGUAGUUGUUGUGAAUGGACGAGUGAGAAGAUGCUUCAAAUAUUGAAGCGAUAUUGUAUGGUCGGGUACAAAAAGGAGGUGUCAGAGUUGGUGCUAGCCUCGCGUGACUGGCCCGACUUCAAAGCCAAAUUAUUGGACAAGUACCAAUUGGGGGAUCAACUGCUCGAUCUGGCGGACUUACGGAAAGUCAGUCGUCGAAAAUUUGGUACGGCCAAGCAGUUUCUCACGGAGUUCGAACGAGUUGCGCGUCUGGUGCCUGAUCUUCCAGAUAAGGAUCGGUGCCUUAUCUUCCUCGAAAACUUUUCCGAAGUUGAGCAGUGGGAACUGAUGAAGGAUAUGAUUGGGCGAUAUGACUGGCCAAAGAUCAAGGAGAAUCUGUUGGCUGGAAGCUUCGACCAGAUGCUUUACCGUCUCCUGAAGCAGCAAAAGGAGGACCGCGAAAAGGAAGGGGUAAGCGCGGACAAGGAUCAGGUCGUUUACAAAACCCUGACUGAUAUGCGGAACAUGAUGGCUGACAUGAAGAAGGAAAGGUUGAAGUUGCAAGUGAUGAUGGUCCAAACAAAAGGUGGAAAAAGGAAGGGAAAAACUCCCAUCGUGGAGGAAGUGAGUAGUAGCAGCAGCGAAGAGGAAGAUGAGGAGGAAGUGGAGCCCGCUCGAAAAUUGACCAAGGCAGAACGGAAGGCCCUGAAUCAAAUACGAGGAGGGCAAGGCACUAGCAAAAAGCAACGAAACAAUAAUGGAGGAGGUGGACAAGGAAGCAACCAGGAACAGGCGGCGCAGACCCCUCCUCAGCAACCCCAACCUCAGGCAGGAGGCCGAGGCCGAGGUCGAGGCCCCACAGCGUUGGGUGGAGUCCUCAUCCAGAAGGAUGGAGAAAGACGAGAAAGACCACUGAGAUUUGAAAGUCGAACGUUGAAUGAGGCAGAAAGGAAGUAUUCUCAAUUUAAGAAGGAAACCCUUGCAGUGCUUCAUUGCUUCAGGAUCUUCCGAAACUACGUGUUUGGAAGACGGUUCGUCCUGCGGGUUGAUCCGACCGCCCUGGCGCAGUCAUUGAAGAAUUAUUCUCCCUCGGAUCCAACUAUUGCUCGAUGGUUGAUCUAUAUCUGGAUGUUCGAUUUCGAGAUCAAGCGUAUUGCGGGAACACAAAAUCAAGCCGACGGAUUGAGUCGGAUCGAGUGGGACUCCUCGAAAGAUCAGGCAGAAGACUCGGUCCCUUUGGAUGGGUUUCUGGAGACGGACGAGCAACAAUUGAGUAUCAAUGUUUGGGAAUACAUCAGUAAUGCGUCAUCCCGACCUGGGAAGUCUAUCUGGAGUUCGCCGAGUUCUUAUCAAAAGUGUGCAGAGCUUGUGAUGAGGGAACCCUUUUUUGAGGAGGAUCCUUGGGGUGAACGGUCUGCUGAGCGGAUGAUGCGGUUGGCGUUGUCUGACCCAGCACAACUUUCGGAAGAACCUCUUACGAUUGAAGGGGGGCAUGAGCAAGGCGACGAAAUCCUCAAGAUUUCUGGAGGAAUGGUGUUUCUUGUUAAUUCGUUGAUACAGGAAGAUCACGGGUCGCCUCGUCCUUAUGAUCCUCGUCUGACCAACUUGGAUUAUAUGGAUGGGGUUGUCUCGCCCUGUAGGCGUGACAUUAACAGAGUUGCGAUACUGGAAUCGGAGGGAAUGUGGUUGUGGGGGAGCCAUAUCCGGGAGGCUGCCGCUGGAUUGGGUGGUGCGGCGGAAGCGCUGCCGAAAUUGUACGGCGACAGCGCUGGUUCUCCUGGUGGGACGGCGAAAGCGCUGCCGAAUUCUUGGGGCGGCAGCGCUAGUCUUUUUGGCGAUGCGGCGGAAGCGCUGCCGAAAUUGUUGUGGGGGAGCCAUAUCCGGGAGGCUGCCGCUGGAUUGGGUGGUGCGGCGGAAGCGCUGCCGAAAUUGUGCGGCGGCAGCGCUGGUUCUCCUGGUGGGAUGGCGGAAAUGCUGCCGAAUUCUUGGGGCGACAGUGCUAGUCUUUUUGGCGAUGCGGCGGAAGCGCUGCCGAAAUUGUGCGGCGACAGCGCUGGUUCUCCUGGUGGGACGGCGGAAGCGCUGCCGAAUUCUUGGGACGGCAGCGCUAGUCUUCUUGGUGAUACGGCGGAAGCGCUGCCGAAAUUAUGCGGCGGCAACGCGGAUUCUCUUGGCGGUACGGCGAGGGUGCUACCAGAUUUUGUGGCAACAGUAUUUUGCACAAGACUGCGAAAAGGGGGGUUGGACAUUGCCGCAGGGACGGUACCGCCGAGGUGGAAGUGCGCCUUGGGAUAGGAAGAGUGUGGUGAUCAUUUUGUUGAGGACGUUGCGGCAUGUGGCACUUGAGGGA
Chara braunii is the source of this 2702-nucleotide messenger RNA. The record is from the annotation of a GenBank genome assembly. NCBI's taxonomy places the organism in Eukaryota, Viridiplantae, Streptophyta, Charophyceae, Charales, Characeae.